AUGGCUCAAAGGGACUUCUUCAACGGCAAUGGAACCACGGCAGCCCCAGACAGAAACUCCAAGGCAGUGGUACUUUCGCUUCUAGAACUACCGCCUGCACAAAAAGAGUUGUCUGACCUGAACACUGACAUGUAUAGUAUGAUGCAUCGAGUGCUGACAACUCUUCCACCAAACUCAGAGCCAGUCAAUGGCAAUGGUAUCGAAUCUAUAUAUCAUCAGAAGAAGAACGAUUUCAUGAAAAACAAUGGCCAUAAGGAGAAUAGAGCAAAGGAACUUGCCCAUAAACGCAUCCUCAGCGAUGACGCCCACGGCAUGUCCUUGACAGACAUCCUGGCACUGUCUGGCUUCCAGACAAAGUACAGUUUGCGAUGUGACCAUUGCAAAGACGAGAAUAGCUGUCGUUUUUACAAACCUGAGAUUGCUUAUAGCCGCAAAAUGACUCCUAAGUGCCACGAAUGCUACGGCACUAAGCAUGUAUGCACAUUUCAUGCCAUCGCAAAUACGACAGACCUUGUAGAUGCGAUACGUAACUUCGAGGCAUUCAAGCGCCACGUACCUUGUAAUCGGUGCUACGCUAGACAAAAAGAGUGCGACAACCGAGCUGGUGUUUGCGAGAGGUGUGAGGCUGAAGGUGAAGAGUGCGUACGAGAAACUUGUGAGAAUGGGAGCGAGCCCGGCGACGAGUCACGCUGCCACAAGGAUUGCGACAAGGCUCAUGAGGAUGAUGGAUACACAAACAUAUCAGAGACACCUAGGGGUAAAGGAUGCAAUGUGCGUCUGCGUUUACGAAAAGAUGCGCAAGCAGACCGAAUUGGGUUCUGA
Molecule: messenger RNA, 822 nt
Organism: Exserohilum turcica Et28A
Lineage: Eukaryota; Fungi; Ascomycota; Dothideomycetes; Pleosporales; Pleosporaceae
Exons: 2
Coding region: 1-822 (273 amino acids)
Source: RefSeq, a predicted model, not a curated record